Messenger RNA from Lepus europaeus (European hare), 1816 nucleotides. RefSeq names its product serpin family G member 1 (gene SERPING1). NCBI's taxonomy places the organism in Eukaryota, Metazoa, Chordata, Mammalia, Lagomorpha, Leporidae. Gene Ontology annotation, molecular function: serine-type endopeptidase inhibitor activity. The coding region runs from base 101 to 1564 and encodes 487 amino acids. Gene Ontology annotation, biological process: negative regulation of endopeptidase activity. The record is from RefSeq and is a predicted model, not a curated record. The transcript is spliced from 8 exons.
CCCCACCCUCUCUGACCCUGUAGGGCUCUCCACUCAGUCUGCAGGAAACUGCCCAGUGACCAGGAGUUCGGAGCAGGUCGCGGCUGACGUCGCAGCCCAGAUGGCCUCCAGGCUGACCCCGCUGACCCUCCUGCUGCUGCUGCUGGCUGGGGCUAGAACCUUCUCAAAUCCCGGUGCUAGCAGCCCCAGCCCCAGGGAUCCAGAGAGCUUGCAAAAGAAAAGCACCGUGAACAUCUGGGAGGAAGACAGCCCCACAAGCACAUCCACUCAGCACAUCAUGGAGUCUUCUACUUGGCCAGUGACCAACUCAGCCACCGAAAGAGCGGAAGAUACUACGAACGAACCGAGCACUCAGCCCUUCGGCCAAUACACCCAACCAACCACCGAGUUCCCCACGGACUUUCUGACCGAGCCCACUGCUGAGCCCUACUGCCCGGAGCCCGACAUUUUCUGCUCUGACUCGGACUGUCUUGACAUAGCAGAAGGGUUGGGAAAUGCUUUGGUUGAUUUCUCCCUGAGGCUUUACAAAGCCUUCUCAGCCACAAAGAAGCCUGAAACCAACCUGGCCUUCUCCCCAUUCAGCAUUGCCAGCCUCCUAACUCAAGUCCUGCUUGGGGCUGGGGACAGCACCAGAAAAAACCUGGAGGAAGUCCUCUCCUACCCCGAGGACACUCCCUGUGUAUACGAGGCCCUGAAGGCCAUCACGUCCAAAGGCUUCACCUCCGUCUCUCAGAUCUUCCACAGUCCAGACCUAGCCAUAAAGGACACCUAUGUGAAUGCCUCUCAGAGCCUGUAUGGCAGCAGCCCCCAAGUCCUGAGUAAUGACAGCAAUGUCAACUUGAAGCUCAUCAAUUCCUGGGUGGCUGAGAACACCAACCACAAGAUCAGCCGGCUGCUGGACAGCCUGCCCGCUGACGCCAGCCUCGUUCUUCUCAAUGCUGUGUACCUGAGUGCCAAGUGGAAGAAACCCUUUGAUAAUAAAGAAAAGAUGGAGCCCUUCCACCUCAAAAACUCUGUGAUAAAAGUGCCCAUGAUGAGUAGCAAGAAGUAUCCUGUGGCCCAUUUCACUGACUCACUUCUGAAAGCCAGGGUGGGACAGCUGCAGCUCUCUCACAACCUGAGCUUUGUGAUCCUGAUGCCCCAGAGCCUGAAGCACCCCCUGGAGGAUGUAGAGAAGGCUCUCAGGCCUUCUAUCAUCAAGGCCAUCAUGAAGAAGCUAGAGUUGUCCAAGUUCCAGCCGACUUUCCUGAUGAUGCCCCGGAUCAAAGUGAAGAGCAGCCAGGACAUGCUGUCAAUCAUGGAGAAACUAGAGUUCUUUGACUUUACUUACGACCUCGACCUGUGUAAGAUGACGGACGACCCGGAUCUUCUGGUGUCCACCAUGCAGCACCAGACUGUGCUGGAGCUGACGGAGACUGGGGUGGAGGCGGCCGCCGCCACGGCCGUCUCUGUGGCCCGCAGCUUGCUCGUCUUCGAGGUGCAGCAGCCUUUCCUCUUCCUGCUCUGGGACCAACAGCACAAGGUCCCUGUCUUCAUGGGGCGAGUGUACGAUCCCAGGGACUGAGACCUGCAAGGGGCCAGGGCAGGGCAAGCCCUGCGCCCAAGCCUCAGUGCUCCCAGGUGCAGCCCUGCUGCUGCCCGCCUGGACCAAGCUCGCCAGCCACUGCACACACAGAGGGCUCCCUCCAGGGCUGGCAAAGGGAGCUGCUCCCAUCAGCCCUUCCUUGAGGCCCUGUCAUGCUCACCAAAGCACUUUCUGCAGCUUUCUCUGGUUCAGGUUGACCACACUCUACAAAUAAAACUCAGCUGACCACGA